Messenger RNA from Jaculus jaculus (lesser Egyptian jerboa), 3239 nucleotides. It is a transcript of the gene Unc45b, whose product is annotated as unc-45 myosin chaperone B. The record is from RefSeq and is a predicted model, not a curated record. Lineage: Eukaryota; Metazoa; Chordata; Mammalia; Rodentia; Dipodidae. The transcript is spliced from 20 exons. Gene Ontology annotation, molecular function: Hsp90 protein binding. The coding region runs from base 153 to 2948 and encodes 931 amino acids.
CCAAAUAUAGUCUGGAGCCACUGACUGGGGUAAUAAAGUCUCCUGGGCAGGGGGCAGGGAGCAGCAGACAGAAGCUGCUGGCCGAGGUGGACUCCAGAGCUGGGAGCAGCGUCCUAGGAGGAGGUGUCCCUGUGGAGAACGGAGACUGUGAGAUGGCAGAGGCCGAAGCAGCACAGCUGAAGGAGGAAGGGAACCGGCAUUUCCAGCUCCAGGACUACAAGGCAGCAACCAAGAGCUACAGCCAGGCCCUGAAGCUGACCAAGGACAAGGCCCUGCUGGCCACGCUCUACCGGAACCGGGCAGCCUGUGCCUUGAAAAUGGAGAGCUAUGCCCAGGCAGCUUCAGAUGCCUCGAGAGCCAUCGACAUCAACUCAGCAGACAUCAAGGCUCUGUAUCGGCGCUGCCAGGCACUUGAGCACCUGGGCAAGUUGGACCAGGCCUUCAAGGACGUGCAGCGCUGUGCCACCCUGGAACCUCGCAACCAAAACUUCCAGGAGACGCUGAGGAGGCUCAACACCAGCAUCCAGGAGAAGCUCCGUGUGCAGUUCUCCACGGACUCCAGGGUACAGAAGAUGUUUGAGAUUCUCCUGGAUGAAAACAGUGAGGCUGACAAGCUGGAAAAGGCUGCCAACAACCUCAUCGUCCUGGGCCGUGAGGAAGCGGGAGCUGAGAGGAUCUUCCAGAGCAACGGAGUGGCCCUGCUGCUGCAGCUUUUGGAGACUCAGCGGCCUGAGCUGAUCCUGGCUGCUGUGCGGACCCUGUCGGGCAUUUGCACUGGCCACCGAGCUAGGGCCACGGUGAUCCUGCAGGCAGUCCGCAUUGACCGAAUCUGUAGCCUCAUGGCCAUGGAGAGUGAGGAGAUGUCUCUGGCCGUCUGCAACCUGCUCCAGGCCAUCAUUGACUCCCUGUCUGGAGAGGACAAGCGGGUGCAUCGGGGGAAGGAAGAGGCCCUGGUUCUAGACACCAAGAAGGACUUGAAGCAGAUCACCAGCCACCUGCUCGACAUGCUGGUCAGUAAGAAGGUGUCUGGCCAGGGCAGGGACCAGGCACUGAACCUGCUCAACAAGAAUGUCCCCAGGAAGGACCUCUCCAUCCACGACAACUCACGCACCAUCUAUGUGGUGGAUAAUGGCCUGAGGAAAAUCCUGAAGGUGGCGGGCCAGGUUCCAGACCUGCCCUCCUGCCUGCCCCUGACUGACAACACGCGCAUGCUCGCUUCCAUCCUCAUCAGCAAACUGUACGACGACCUGCGCUGCGACCCGGAGCGCGAGCACUUCCGCCGGAUCUGUGAAGAGUACCUCACGGGCAAGUUUGACCCCCAAGACAUGGACAAGAAUGUGAAUGCCAUCCAAACAGUGUCAGGCAUCCUGCAGGGGCCCUUUGACCUGGGCAAUCAGCUGCUGGGCCUGAAAGGUGUGAUGGAAAUGAUGGUGGCGCUGUGUGGCUCCGAGCGAGAGGCCGAUCAGCUGGUGGCUGUGGAGGCGCUCAUCCAUGCCUCCACCAAGCUCAGCCGGGCCACCUUCAUCAUCACCAAUGGUGUGUCAUUGCUCAAACAGAUCUACAAGACCACCAAAAACGAGAAGAUCAAGAUCCGCACACUGGUGGGGCUCUGUAAACUCGGCUCUGCUGGUGGCACGGACUACGGCCUCAGGCAGUUUGCUGAAGGGUCAACUGAGAAGCUGGCCAAGCAAUGUCGCAAGUGGCUGUGCAAUGUGGCCAUAGACACCCGGACACGCCGCUGGGCAGUGGAGGGCCUGGCCUACCUCACGCUGGACGCCGACGUGAAGGAUGACUUUGUACAGGACAUCCCUGCUCUGCAGGCUAUGUUUGAACUGGCCAAGGCAAGGACCAGUGACAAGACCAUCCUGUACUCAGUGGCCACCACCCUGGUGAAUUGCACAAACAGCUAUGAUGUUAAGGAGGUCAUUCCUGAGCUGGUGCAGCUGGCCAAGUUCUCCAAGCAGCAUGUGCCGGAGGAGCACCCUAAGGACAAGAAGGACUUCGUCGACAUACGGGUGAAGAGGCUCUUGAAGGCAGGUGUUAUCUCUGCAUUGGCCUGCAUGGUGAAGGCAGACAGUGCUAUCCUCACUGACCAGACAAAGGAACUAUUGGCCAGGGUGUUUCUGGCUCUGUGUGACAACCCCAAGGACCGGGGCACCAUCGUAGCUCAAGGUGGUGGCAAGGCCUUGAUCCCCCUGGCUCUGGAGGGCACAGACGUGGGCAAGGUGAAGGCCGCUCAUGCUCUUGCCAAGAUUGCCGCUGUCUCCAAUCCGGACAUCGCCUUCCCUGGAGAGCGGGUGUAUGAGGUGGUGCGUCCCCUCGUGAGUCUCCUGGACACCCAGAGGGAUGGGCUCCAGAACUACGAGGCUCUCCUAGGCCUCACCAACCUGUCUGGACGCAGUGAAAAACUCAGGCAGAAGAUCUUCAAAGAGAAGGCCUUGCCAGACAUCGAGAACUACAUGUUUGAGAAUCAUGACCAGCUGCGGCAGGCAGCCACUGAAUGUAUGUGCAACAUGGUGGUCAACAAGGAGGUUCAGGAGAGGUUCGUGGCUGAUGGAAAUGACAGGCUGAAGCUGGUGGUGUUGCUCUGUGGGGAGGAUGAUGAGAAGCUGCAGAAUGCAGCUGCCGGGGCCCUGGCCAUGCUGACAGCGGCGCAGAAGAAACUGUGCAUCAAGAUGACACAAGUGACAUCCCAGUGGUUGGAGAUUCUACAGAGGCUCUGCCUGCACGACCAGCUCUCAGUGCAACACCGAGGCCUGGUCAUCGCUUACAAUCUGCUGUCAGCUGAUGCUGAGCUGGCCAAGAAGCUGGUGGAGAGCGAGCUGCUGGAGAUUCUGACUGUGGUGGGCAAGCAGGAGCCAGAUGAGAAGAAGGCGGCCGUGGUUCAGACAGCCCGGGAAUGCCUGAUCAAGUGUAUGGACUACGGCUUCAUCAAGCCGGUGUCAUAGAUGCGGAGCUCCUGGUGCAGUUGUGCGCUGUGAGGAGCCCUGAGCGGAGCUCUCCCCAGCUGUCCGUUCAUGUGAGGAUGACAGCAGCGACAAUGAAGUCUCACUGCGGAGGAAAGACUUGAUUGUGUCCCCUGAGUUGUGGUCAUCCCCUUGGUCCUGGGAACGUUUGGGAGACCUCGCACUCCCUGCCUCCCACCAUUUGUCAUGUUCUAAAAAUUCUUAGAAUAACUGUCAUCUGUGAUUAGGAGACAGGAUGGACAAUUUUGUCUGUCCUUAUUCUGAUGGCCAAAA